This is a messenger RNA of Triticum aestivum (bread wheat), 1011 nucleotides long. RefSeq names its product protein MAIN-LIKE 2-like. Gene Ontology annotation, biological process: meristem development; meristem maintenance. Lineage: Eukaryota; Viridiplantae; Streptophyta; Magnoliopsida; Poales; Poaceae. The transcript is spliced from 4 exons. The record is from RefSeq and is a predicted model, not a curated record. The coding region runs from base 229 to 1011 and encodes 260 amino acids.
UAUGCAAAAGAGAUGAUGAAAUUUUCUUAUUGUGUGUGACAUGAUUUGUUCAAUAGAAUGGCGGAUGAUGAUAAUGAAAUAUAUUUGAUGGUGAAAUUUGGUACUCUAGAUGAUAUGUGUGCAUAUGUAGAAGAAAGAAAUGAUGUGGUUAUGUUUGAGAAGAAUGGUGUUUUCAUAUGGAAUAAACUUGGAGAAGGAAAUUGUUUGAUAUUGUUCAUGUAUUCAUAGAUGUUUGUGAAAUUUUUUUGUAGGAUGGCGGAUGGUGAUGGACCUUGGUAUGACGGAUUAAUCGAUGAGUGGGAUAAGGAGCAUCGUGCUCGUGCCAUUGAAAAUGGACAGGUUGUAGUUGCUAUGCGCAUGAGGGGUCAUUCCGCUGAUGACUUUGAUUACGACCCGCGGUAUGAGCCUUACAUUCGGAGAUUGGGUCUUCUCCCAUUCGUGUUGCAGUUUAAGCGACGCGCUCCGCCGGUGAACCACGCGGCGCUGACCGCACUUGUGGAUCGUUGGAGGCCGGAGACUCACUCCUUCCACCUUCCAUGUGGGGAGAUGACGAUGACCCUACAGGACAUGGCUAUGAUAAGCGGCCUUCCUAUCAAUGGACAAGCUGUUACCGGUCGUGUCAGCGUGGGUAAUUGGCGAGAACGGACUGCCGAUUUAAUUGGCGUUCAGCCCGAGGGCCCUCAGGAAGGCAAGGCCGAUACAGCGAAAGUGAGGCAUUCUUGGCUAAAACUGGUCAGAGGAAACACCAACCCGUGCCCUCAGGAUGCCAAUGACGUGGUUGUGCAGCAGUACGCGCAGGCCUAUCUUUGGUAUGUACUAACCAAGGUAGUCUUCUCAGAUGCAACCGGGAACUCAGCCCUCUGGAUGUUCUUGGAGCCACUUAAUAACUGGGAUACCCAGUAUAGCUGGGGUUCGGCCGCACUAGCAUACUUGUAUCGUCAGCUUGACUUGGCGUGUCGGAGGAAGGGAGGUUAUGAGAAGUUCGAUGAGAUAAAAUUUAGUCAAGAAUGA